ACGCUGCACGAUGCAGCAGUCCCGUCAAAACCUUCAGGUCCACCUUCAGCAGCCAGACCACGAGUACACCUGUGGUAUCACUUCCAUUAGCACGUUGCUUGGAUUAAAGGAAAGAAAGAAAGCGGAAAAAGCAAACCAGUGAAAUAUGGUCGAAGUCACUUGGGAGCAGAACGACUGGGCGACAUAGAAGACGCAUACGGUUCAGGACAAAAGGGGUCUUCCUCGAAAUUACGAUGCAUCUCACAGCGGUGGUCUUAAUUCUCUCCCUGACAAGCAUCGUCAAAGGUUGGGAAUGCAGCGCAGGGUGCAGCACAGAAAAUGGGUUUUGUGAGAAGCCAGGGAAGUGCAGGUGCAAACCAGGGUGGCAAGGAGACAACUGUGACCACUGUGUGCCCUUCCCUGGCUGUCUGCACGGCACAUGUGAGAAGGCAUGGCAGUGUAUCUGCGAGGAGGGCUGGGUGGGCAGCCUGUGUGACCAAGACAUUCGCUUGUGCUCAUCCAGGCCUUGUGCUAUUAAUGCCACUUGUAUAGAGACCGGAGAGGGACGAUACCUGUGUGUCUGCCCCCCUGGCUUCUCUGGAGAAAACUGCCACCUGAGGAGAGGACUUUGUCUUACAAAUGGCUCUCCUUGCCAGAACGGAGGCACAUGUAUGGAUGCCGAGGGCUCAGCAGCCUUUUCUUCCUGCUUAUGUCCCCCUGGAUUUUCCGGAGACUUCUGUGAGAUCGGCAUUGACAGCUGCCAGCCUAACCCUUGCCUCAACGGUGGCAACUGUACAAACCAUGGCCUGACUUUCACAUGUGUCUGUCCACACGGCUUCACUGGUUUCACUUGUAAUGACACCACGAGCCUCUCUCCCUGCGCCGGGCGGCCCUGUGCCAACGAGGGCACCUGUGUCGGUCAACCUGAUGGAACCUUCCGGUGCAUUUGCCAGAAAUGGUUUACAGGUCCCACAUGCUCCCUGCAGCACAGACCAAGAAACAGAUCCAAGCCGGUUGCUGCCAAGCCUGUGGACAGAGUGUUUGCUCUGACUCCACAGCACUACUCCCUCCCCGCUCAUGCCUUCCACAAAUUGCUUAGACCACCUGAGAGAGAUCUGCUCAAGAUCACCCUGAAGGAGACGGUUCACUCGUCCGGUGUCCUUGUUACGCAUGGUCAGCUUGUCUGCUUCAGCUUACUAGCACUGCUCACCUGCCUGGUCAUCUUAGGCACUACAGGCAUUGUGUUUUUUGGCCGCUGUGAGACGUGGCUGGCGAAUGCCAAGUACAGCCAGCUUGUCCGGCAGCAAAGGGAGCACCUGCUGAGAGAAGCUGGCAGCACGAGCCAGGAAGAGGCGGAACACUCGGUAAACAUCAUCCUGCCGGAGAAGAUUAGACUCACCAGCUUUGGGAGGCACUACACCUCCAUCUGAUAAAAUCAUCUCGUCCUCACCCACACUCCCCCUGGAAGAAGUCGAAUGUGAAUGUGUAAAGAUAGCAGCGAAUGAAAAGCUAUGACUGUCGUGCAGUUGUGUUUAAAGUGUUAUAACCGAGAGCUGGUGGGCUAUCCCGGUACAUGUUUGAAUGUAAAGUCUGCUGGACCAAAUGGAUAUACAUGACGCUGGUUUGUAAAUGUAUUUUUAAUCCAAAAUUACCAUUAAAAUGUAUAAUUAUGUGAAACAUGUUCUCUCACAUAGCAUGUUGUUAAAAAUAUGUCAUUGCGUGGCCUCUUUUUAUUUACUUAUUUCUCAUGAGUCGAUCUGAUUAGGAAGUGGGGUUAAUUAAGAAAAUGAAAAAUAUAUUUGAAUUCACAAAAAUUAGUACAAAGUGACUGAGCUACUGACUUUUAAUUUGAACUCUAAUGAGCAUCAUCAGAGCUGCAAUCUCUCAUUUCAAAGAUAAGCAAAUAAGACAUCAGUGUUUAUAGUAGCCCAAACCUUCUUCAUACAGCAUGUUCUGAAUUUCCAGUUUCUUUAUAAAUGCAAAAAUACAUAUAGAUCGUGUUACAUGCCAACCAAACAGCUGUGCAAAUCCUGCAGGGAUGAACUCUACAGAAAAUGUUGUUUUUAAUGUAAUAAAUGUAUUUCUGAUGUCCAAAAAGGUAAUUUACUUUUUCAUAUACCACACAGCUGCCACCCACUGUAUCAUAUCAGACGUUGAUUUGAAAGGUAAGUAUAGAUGUCGAGUCUGAUAUAAUGACAUUAUUUGUUUGGCUAACUCAUUUUCAUCUCUUUAUAUCAAUGAUUAAUCCCUGAUUGUUCUAAAACUCGUGUUCCGUUGAGCUUUUAUAAGAUUUUCCACUAGUGCUUCUUACUGUCGGUGUUAUUAUGCAUCAGUGAGCCCUGAAAUUGAUACUGCAACACCUGUUUAAGUGUUAUUAGUUUGCUUCACGCAUGAGAUGGCCGCCCACUCUGAAUGGAGGAAACGUGAUUGCCAUGAAAACCUAAUAUAUGUCAAAAUAUGGAAAGUACAUGUCUGUUACACAGGAAAUAUGCAGACAGAUGUGAAUAGUAUUGUGUGUAAAGCAUUAAAUCCAUUAACUCCUGAUAUGAGGAUUACUGGGACUUCAAGGUUGGAGAUUCUGUCUCUUUCUCCGUAAGUCCCCUUCAGCCUCCUUAUUGUUUAUCGUAACUCUCUAAUUGGCUGGUUAUCUACGAGUCAUUUUCUGACAUGCAUAAGUAAAACAUAAUGAUGUACAAGUGGUUUAUCUAGCGGGAGAUUGCAAUUACAGUCAUUUAGGACUUGUAUUAUUCUGAGAUAAUUCGCUGUUGUACUUUGAAAACGUUUGGUUGUCUAUCACUUUUAAUAAAAUAUGUCACAAU
This is a messenger RNA of Oreochromis aureus, 2798 nucleotides long. RefSeq names its product protein delta homolog 1. Gene Ontology annotation, biological process: heterophilic cell-cell adhesion; establishment or maintenance of epithelial cell apical/basal polarity. Gene Ontology annotation, cellular component: protein-containing complex; plasma membrane. The transcript is spliced from 7 exons. Bases 234 to 1409 code for a protein of 391 amino acids. Gene Ontology annotation, molecular function: calcium ion binding. NCBI's taxonomy places the organism in Eukaryota, Metazoa, Chordata, Actinopteri, Cichliformes, Cichlidae. The record is from RefSeq and is a predicted model, not a curated record.